AUGCUCUGUGCUCUUCCUGAUAUUCCCAGGCAUAAGGGAGCUACUGGGGUCAGCCAGAUAAUUAUUUGGAAGAGAAAAGGAAAUGCAGAAAGCACAGGACAAGGUGGUAGCAAGGUACCUACAGUUGGGUACUGCUUCACAGGACUGUUGCAUUUUCCAGGGCACUCAAUAAACAAUGCUGCAGGAAUUAAUCGGGCUUCUGCAGGCACACCACCAAUGACAAAGGACUCUACAUCAGUUGUUAACCUAAUUAUUCCACAAACUCUUAGGAGUAGCCUUUUCCUGCUCCCAUGCUGUGCUCAAGGUAAACCUGCAAGAAUUCCUCCAUCACCUGGUUUUGUGCACUUGCCUGAAGAGUGGCUAGAUGAAGGAUUUACACCAGGUUUUCUACAGCUGGUUGAUAAUGAAAUGGAAGAUGUUAUCCAUCAAUUGGAACAUCAGAUUUCCAGACUUGAAGGAGUCCUCCUCCACUUGAAAAAGAUUAUAACACCAUCUGGAGGAAAAAUAUUUGCUAACAAUAGGAAAAAAGCUGCUUUCCAUACUACACUGAAAAAAUGCAAAGAGGCUGGAGGGUCUGUUGCCACUCCAAGGAACCCAGGUGAACAUGAUGCCAUUCUGUACUUUGUGAAAAGUUUUGAUACCUACACCUACCUAGGGAUAAAGGAAUCUCUAAUUCCAGGCAUAGUCCAGUUCCUGGAUGGUACACAGCUGAGCUAUACUAACUGGCAUUUAAAUGAACCUUCUGUCAAAGGGGAAAAGGAAUGUGUGGAGAUGUACACUGAUGGCACUUGGAAGAACAGAAGUUGUAGCCAGAAUUGCCUUAUUGUCUGUCACUUUUAG
This is a messenger RNA of Leptosomus discolor (cuckoo roller), 840 nucleotides long. The record is from RefSeq and is a predicted model, not a curated record. NCBI's taxonomy places the organism in Eukaryota, Metazoa, Chordata, Aves, Leptosomiformes, Leptosomidae.